UACUGAAAAUUAUAGCACAUUGAUGAAAAAAAUUGAAAGUGACAAAUAGAAAAAGUCCUAUAUUUAUCAAUUGAAAAAAUUAAUAUUGUCAAAAUUUCAAUGCUACUCAAAGCAUUCUACAGAUUAAAUGCAACCGCUAUCAAAUUCCAAUGUCAUUCUUCACAGAAAUAGAAAAAUUAGUCCUAAAAUCUGAAUGGAACCACAAAAGAUGCUGAAAAACCAAAGCAAUCUUUAGCAAAAAGAACAAACCUGGAGGCAUCAGACUACCUAAUCUUUGACAAAGCAAACAAGAAAAUGGGAAAGGACACCCUAUUCAACAUAUGGUGCUGGCAUAUUGGCAAGCCACAUGCAGGAAAAUGAAGCCGUUCUUCAAAGGUUAAAUACAGAAUUACCACAUGACUCAGUAAAUUCACUCCUAUGUAUACACCAAAAAUAAAUGAAAACAAAUGCCUUACACAUAAAAGUAUUUAUAGCAACAAAAAGUAGGAAACAACAGAAAUGUCCAUGAAUUUUGGAGUGGAUUAAUAAAAUGUGGUCUGUCCAUAAAAUAAAAUAUUACUUGGCAAUGAAAAAGAAAAACAAUACAUGCUCCAAAAAGGAUGAACAUUGAAAACAUGAUAAAUGAAAGUAGUAAGUCACACGUAACUAUAUUAUUAUGAUUCCGCUUACAUGAAAUGUCCAGAAUAGGCAAAUCCUUCCAGAAUAGGCAAAUUCUUAGGAAGUAGAUGGAUGAUUGCCUAGGGCUGGGAGGGGUUUAAAGGAAGAAUGGGGAAAAUAGGGAAAGAUUGCUAAUGGGUGCAAAGUUUCUUUUAAGGAGCAUAAAAAUGUUCUAAAAUCGUGGUGAUUGUUUAACUAGUUAAUACACUUAAAAAAACUGAAUUUUAUACUUUAAAUGAGUGAAUUAAAUAAUAUAUAAAUUAUAUCUCAAUGAACCUGUGAAAAAAGUUAAAAAAUAUGUGGUAUGCGUAAACAAAAAGUUCUUCAUUUUAUUUCCUAGGGUUUUGGGGAAAAGGUGGUGUUUGAUUGUAUGAGUAAGUUCUUUAGAGGUGAUUCAGGAGAUUUUGGUGCACCCAACACCUGUGCAGUAUACACUGUAUACACUGCACCGGGGCAGGAGCUGGCUGCAAUCCUGUGGCCCCAAAUGCCCCCUUGCUGAUGGCCUCGUGUUCUGGGUGCGGAGCAAAGAGGAGCAGGUGUCGAAGGCACCUCAGGCAGGCCCUGGGCUCGGUGGGCGUCUUGUGCUCCGCGAUUUUGAGGCCAUUUGCAGCCAGCUCCAUCAGCCCGAGCUCCCAGCUGCAGCUCCUGCCAUGCACAACAGCACCGCCAGGAGUGUCCUGGGGGCUUUCUUCAGAGGAGGCUGUCAGCAUCCUCAAGUUCCAGACGCUUAGCCCCAGUCCUCCUUUAAGAGGCUUUUUUUUUUUUUCACCAGAGGCUUCUCAGUGGCUUGAAAGCUCAGCUGACUCCCACGAAGUUUGCCGGAACUCAAGGCUGUCAGUGACAUUCGUGGCGCCAAGACUUAAGCAGGCGGGUUGCAUGCAUCGGCCAGUGUCUGUGCCACGUGCACUGACGCCACCUGAGAUGCGCACGCCGCACGCGCACGCCGCACGCGCACGCCGCACGCGCGGCAGCAGCUUGGCUGGCUUGUAACGGCUUGCACGCGCACGCCGCACGCGCAUAACGGUUUGGCCGGCCUGUAACGGCUUGCACGCGCAUGCUGCACGCGCGUUAACGGCUUGGCUGGCCUGUAGCGGCUUGGCUUGGCUUUGCGUUCUUGGCUUGGCUUGGCGUUGGUCGCUUGGAUUGACGUUUCCUCCUUGGAUUGACGUUUUCUCUCUCGUGUUCCUUUGCUGGGCUUGACCUUUUCUCUGCUGGGUUUGGCAUUCCCUUGGGUGGGCUGGGUGUUUUCUUGGGGGCGGGGGUUGGCCCUUUCUGGGGUGGGCGUGGGGUCGCCCAGGGGGGGCGUGGGCUUUCCUCGGGUGGGUGUGGGUUUUCCCUGGGUGGGGUGGGCUGGGCUGGAAUCCCCUGCUGGGGUUGGCAGGUUUUGGCUGGGAUUGACUUUUCUCUUCAAACAGAUUGGAAACCCAGAGUUACCUGCUAGUUGGUGAAACUGGUUGGUAGACGCGAUCUGUUGGCUACUACUGGCUUCUGGCUGUUAAAAGCACAUGGUGGCUGAGGUUGAUUCCAUGCCGGCUGCCUCUUCUGUGAAGAAGCCAUUUGGUCUCAGGAGCAAGAUGGGCAAGUGGUGCUGCCAUUGCUUCCCCUGCUGCAGGGAGAGCGGCAAGAGCAACGUGGGCACUUCUGGAGACCACGACGACUCUGCUAUGAAGACACUCAGAAGCAAGAUGGGCAAGUGGUGCCGCCACUGCUUCCCCUGCUGCAGGGGGAGCGGCAAGAGCAACGUGGGCGCUUCUGGAGACCACGACGACUCUGCUGUGAAGACACUCAGGAGCCAGAUGGGCAAGUGGUGCCGCCACUGCUUCCCCUGCUGCAGGGGGAGCGGCAAGAGCAACGUGGGCGCUUCUGGAGACCACGACGACUCUGCUAUGAAGACACUCAGGAACAAGAUGGGCAAGUGGUGCUGCCACUGCUUCCCCUGCUGCAGGGGGAGCGGCAAGAGCAAGGUGGGCGCUUGGGGAGACUAUGAUGACAGCGCCUUCAUGGAGCCCAGGUACCACGUCCAUGGAGAAGAUCUGGACAAGCUCCACAGAGCUGCCUGGUGGGGUAAAGUCCCCAGAAAGGAUCUGAUCGUCAUGCUCAGGGACACUGACGUGAACAAGAAGGACAAGCAAAAGAGGACUGCUCUACAUCUGGCCUCUGCCAAUGGGAAUUCAGAAGUAGUAAAACUCCUGCUGGACAGACGAUGUCAACUUAAUGUCCUCGACAACAAAAAGAGGACAGCUCUGAUAAAGGCCGUACAAUGCCAGGAAGAUGAAUGUGCGUUAAUGUUGCUGGAACAUGGCACUGAUCCAAAUAUUCCAGAUGAGUAUGGAAAUACCACUCUACACUACGCUAUCUACAAUGAAGAUAAAUUAAUGGCCAAAGCACUGCUCUUAUACGGUGCUGAUAUCGAAUCAAAAAACAAGCAUGGCCUCACACCACUGCUACUUGGUGUACAUGAGCAAAAACAGCAAGUGGUGAAAUUUUUAAUCAAGAAAAAAGCGAAUUUAAAUGCGCUGGAUAGAUAUGGAAGAACUGCUCUCAUACUUGCUGUAUGUUGUGGAUCAGCAAGUAUAGUCAGCCUUCUACUUGAGCAAAAUAUUGAUGUAUCUUCUCAAGAUCUAUCUGGACAGACGGCCAGAGAGUAUGCUGUUUCUAGUCAUCAUCAUGUAAUUUGCCAGUUACUUUCUGACUACAAAGAAAAACAGAUGCUAAAAAUCUCUUCUGAAAACAGCAAUCCAGAACAAGACUUAAAGCUGACAUCAGAGGAAGAGUCACAAAGGUUCAAAGGCAGUGAAAAUAGCCAGCCAGAGAAAAUGUCUCAAGAACCAGAAAUAAAUAAGGAUGGUGAUAGAGAGGUUGAAGAAGAAAUGAAGAAGCAUGAAAGUAAUAAUGUGGGAUUACUAGAAAACCUGACUAAUGGUGCCACUGCUGGCAAUGGUGAUGAUGGAUUAAUUCCUCAAAGGAAGAGCAGAACACCUGAAAAUCAGCAAUUUCCUGACAACGAAAGUGAAGAGUAUCACAGAAUUUGUGAAUUACUUUCUGACUACAAAGAAAAACAGAUGCCAAAAUACUCUUCUGAAAACAGCAACCCAGAACAAGACUUAAAGCUGACAUCAGAGGAAGAGUCACAAAGGCUUAAAGACAGUGAAAAUGGCCAGCCAGAGAAAAGAUCUCAAGAACCAGAAGUAAAUAAGGAUGGUGAUAGAGAGCUAGAAAAUUUUAUGGCUAUCAAAGAAGAAAUGAAGAAGCAGGGAAGUACUCAUGUCGGAUUCCCAGAAAACCUGACUAAUGGUGCCACUGCUGGCAAUGGUGAUGAUGGAUUAAUUCCUCCAAGGAAGAGCAGAACACCUGAAAGCCAGCAAUUUCCUGACACUGAGAAUGAAGAGUAUCACAGUGACGAACAAAAUGAUACUCAGAAGCAAUUUUGUGAAGAACAGAACACUGGAAUAUUACACGAUGAGAUUCUGAUUCAUGAAGAAAAGCAGAUAGAAGUGGUUGAAAAAAUGAAUUCUGAGCUUUCUCUUAGUUGUAAGAAAGAAAAAGACCUCUUGCAUGAAAAUAGUACGUUGCAGGAAGAAAUUGCCAUGCUAAGACUGGAGCUAGACACAAUGAAACAUCAGAGCCAGCUAAGAGAAAAGAAAUAUUUGGAGGAUAUUGAAAGUGUGAAAAAAAAGAAUGAUAAUCUUUUAAAGGCUCUACAAUUGAAUGAGCUCACCAUGGAUGAUGAUACCGCCGUGCUCGUCAUUGACAACGGCUCUGGCAUGUGCAAGGCCGGCUUUGCAGGCGAUGAUGCCCCCCGGGCUGUCUUCCCUUCCAUCGUGGGGCACCCCAGGCACCAGGGCAUGAUGGGGGGCAUGCAUCAGAAGGAGUCCUAUGUGGGCAAGGAGGCCCAGAGCAAGAGAGGCAUCCUGACCCUGAAGUACCCCAUGGAGCAUGGCAUCAUCACCAACUGGGAUGACAUGGAGAAGAUCUGGCACCACACCUUCUACAACGAGCUGCGUGUGGCUCCCGAGGAGCACCCCAUCCUGCUGACCGAGGCCCCCCUGAACCCCAAGGCCAACCGUGAGAAGAUGACCCAGAUCAUGUUUGAGACCUUCAACACCCCAGCCAUGUACGUGGCCAUCCAGGCCGUGCUGUCCCUGUACACCUCUGGCCGUACUACUGGCAUCGUGAUGGACUCUGGUGACGGGGUCACCCACACUGUGCCCAUCUAUGAGGGGAAUGCCCUCCCCCAUGCCACCCUGCGCCUAGACCUGGCUGGGCGGGAACUGACUGACUACCUCAUGAAGAUCCUCACCGAGCGUGGCUAUAGGUUUACCACCAUGGCCGAGCGGGAAAUCGUGCGUGACAUCAAAGAGAAGCUGUGCUAUGUUGCCCUGGACUUCGAGCAGGAGAUGGCCACGGCGGCCUCCAGCUCCUCCCUAGAGAAGAGCUACGAGCUGCCCGAUGGCCAGGUCAUCACCAUCGGCAACGAGCGGUUCCGCUGCCCCGAGGCGCUCUUCCAGCCUUGCUUCCUGGGCAUGGAAUCCUGUGGCAUCCAUGAAACUACCUUCAACUCCAUCAUGAAGUCUGAUGUGGACAUCCGCAAAGACCUGUACACCAACACAGUGCUGUCUGGCGGCACCACCAUGUACCCUGGCAUGGCCCACAGAAUGCAGAAGGAGAUCGCUGCCGUGGCGCCUAGCAUGAUGAAGAUCAAGAUCAUUGCUCCUCCCAAGCGCAAGUACUCCGUGUGGGUCGGUGGCUCCAUCCUGGCCUCGCUGUCCACCUUCCAGCAGAUGUGGAUCAGCAAGCAGGAGUAUGAUGAGUCAGGCCCCUCCAUUGUCCACCGCAAAUGCUUCUAGGUGGACUCUGACUUAGUUGCGUUACACCCUUUCUUGACAAAACCAAA
Messenger RNA from Pan troglodytes (chimpanzee), 5551 nucleotides. Its product is annotated as POTE ankyrin domain family member E. Bases 2163 to 5504 code for a protein of 1113 amino acids. The record is from RefSeq and is a predicted model, not a curated record. NCBI's taxonomy places the organism in Eukaryota, Metazoa, Chordata, Mammalia, Primates, Hominidae. Gene Ontology annotation, molecular function: protein binding. The transcript has 15 exons.